AUGCCCGUUGACCCUCAGGCUCAAUGUUGCAAUACCUGCAAAAUGGCACCAUCAGACCCUCAUCGGUGGACAUACACAGACUAUGUGUGUUUCCUACGGAGCCAUGGCUUCCACAACCUCGCCUGCCUUGACGAAUAUCUGCAGUGGGGAGUGGACGCAAUUCGAAACCCCAGUAUUCAACGGCCUCAGCGCUCAACAGCAAUCCUCCUGGAAUUCGGAACGACAAGCUUCAGGACAUCUGAUCUUUCGGACGCCACGAAACUCAGGGUACUUUUGAAGGAGUGGACUAAGAAGCCCUCAGGGAAUGCCCCGGCACAACCGCCAUCUGGUGUCCAUGGUCGCAUCGUUAUGGUCAACAACAUCAGCCCUGAAAUGAUCGACAGUCUUGGGGGCCUGCUCAACAUUGAGCCCGCAUUUUUCGCUUCUCAUCUUGCCGAUCAUGGCAUUGGAGGCAUCGGAGAGGUUGACACUACUUCUCCGUUGGCGUCGCAGAAUCUGCGUCAUCAAAAUCAAUUCUUUACCAUUGAAUAUCCGUGUGUCUUUGUUCCGAUCAAUUGCGGAAAGGACGUUGACCUCGACAAGCUCUAUUGUAAGUGGAACUAUCGUCGACGGGUUGAGAUAUGCUUGAAGCACGGUAAACAGAAGGUAGCUCUGGCUCGUCGGAAGAUAUCCUUCUAUAUGAAGAAAUCCCUUGAUUCAUGGUUAUGUAUUGUUCUCGUGGAUCCUCCAAUGACACAUUUCACCCUUGGCCUUGAAUCCAUGUUUGGGACAUUCUCUCCUACCCAGCGCCUUGAUGUAGCAGGCUAUCAAGGCGGUUAUCUGGAUUUCAUCGAACACAAACCACCCCCUACUAAAGACGAGCACGACUACCGGGAAUGCGGUCCACGACGGAUGUGCCCCAACCCAUUCGACGACCUCUGUCGACACUGGCAGAUAUUGGCUCGCGAUGGUGUCAUCGGGCCGGCUGAGAAGAAUGUUCUCACCAUCAUGAGACCGGCAUUUCAAAUCGCUGCGAGUGAAUGCAGCAACUUCUUCGACUACAUCCGCUCCACGCUAGAAAGCCAGCACAUCUCGACCGCUCUGUCAACCGAUUCGUCUAAGAUGAAGAGGAUCCUCGACAAGUGCAUAUCUUUGGACUCCAUGUUGAGUCGAUAUAAACCGAUACUCACUCGCAUCAAGUCCUACGUUAGCAAGGACACGGACCUGACCGAGGAUUACCGCAGUCUUCUGAUCGACUUGCACCACUACCGUGCGGAGUGUGACUCCCAGAUGCAGCACAUUCUCGCCGUUUCACAGUGUCAGGACACCGGAUCCCUCGUUUCCAUUGAAAGUGAAUCUAUCCGUCAAGCCGACUAUUCGCGGUACCUCACAAUCAUAGCCUUGUUAUACGCCCCCUUUGCGCUCGCCUGCGCCAUUUUCAGCAUGCCGCACGAUUUUGCCCCUGCCGCACACUACCUCUACGGAUUUUUGCCUGCCACUGCCGGUGUCGCUCUCGUGUUCUUGUUUCUGGUUCUCCCCGAAGCGAGAGAUCCCCUGCCGAGCCUAAAGGCCGCUUUAUGUGGUGGGCUAACCAGGAAGAAAUUGCUUGCCAAAACAAGCACCCGCAGCGUACCAUCAGUGGUAAAUGAGAAACAAUACACCGAGGAUGUCUGA
Molecule: messenger RNA, 1653 nt
Organism: Exophiala dermatitidis NIH/UT8656
Lineage: Eukaryota; Fungi; Ascomycota; Eurotiomycetes; Chaetothyriales; Herpotrichiellaceae
Exons: 2
Coding region: 1-1653 (550 amino acids)
Source: RefSeq, a predicted model, not a curated record